AGAACUGCAGCCGUUCAGAAGAGACAAGAACAGGGCUCCACAAUGUUUUAUCACUCCAAGAAAACUCUCCAGAUCACAGUUCUUGUCGUCCUCUUUGCCAUUGUCUUGGGGUCCGGUAACUCAUAUCGACGCCCAACCAAGGUGACCACAAACUGCUGCAAGCAAGUCUCUGGGAGGCGAAUCAUGUAUAAUGUUACACAUUAUACAAUUCAGAAUGGAAUGCCUCCUUGUGUGGAAGCUGUAAUAUUCUACACAUCGGAGAUAGGAGCCAUUUGUUCCAAUCCUACUCUACUCUGGGUGGCGAGAAAGAUCAAAAUGAUUGAAAACAAGAUAGCAGCUGCCCGAGGGAAUGACAGAGCGAUUGCAGAUUGAAAGGAUUUUUCAGCUUAUGUUUUUUCAGCUAAUUCUUUUACAUUUUCCUUGCAAUAUUAAAGUUUAAAAUCUGUUAAACCUUCAAUUACUAGAUAUUCAAGCUUUCUUUGUCAUAUUCUACACGCCGUAUUCAAAGUAAUAAUAAUAGUCCUUGCAUUUGAUAUAGAGCCUUAUCAUGUUGUUGAGACAUCGCAAAGUGCUUCACAGUAUACAUGCAAAGUACAGUUGCAGUAAUGUAAAAUUAAAAAAGUCUAGUUACUCUAAUGCUUAUCUCCCCCCCCUCUUGAUCAUUUGUUGCCUCAGUCUCUCUUUUGUUUGGCACUUUUUAAUCUAGGAUUCUGAGAAUUUGACUAAUCUGCCCAGUGGAAUUCAGAGAAAUCCAUAUCAAGUGCAAACACCACUGACUUUUUUUUCUCCUGUUGAUGUAGACUCAGAGGUUUUAUUAAAGGAUUCAAAUG
Messenger RNA from Callorhinchus milii (elephant shark), 830 nucleotides. RefSeq names its product C-C motif chemokine 24-like. NCBI's taxonomy places the organism in Eukaryota, Metazoa, Chordata, Chondrichthyes, Chimaeriformes, Callorhinchidae. The record is from RefSeq and is marked provisional. Gene Ontology annotation, biological process: immune response. Gene Ontology annotation, molecular function: chemokine activity. Gene Ontology annotation, cellular component: extracellular region.